Molecule: messenger RNA, 1653 nt
Organism: Phaeoacremonium minimum UCRPA7
Lineage: Eukaryota; Fungi; Ascomycota; Sordariomycetes; Togniniales; Togniniaceae
Product: putative hnrnp arginine n-methyltransferase protein
Exons: 4
Coding region: 1-1653 (550 amino acids)
Biological process (GO): peptidyl-arginine methylation
Cellular component (GO): nucleus
Molecular function (GO): protein-arginine N-methyltransferase activity
Source: RefSeq, a predicted model, not a curated record
AUGCCUGCAGACAAUAUUCUUGAUGCCCAGUCUGAGGCAUCAGAUGCGAGUAGCUGGGGCGACAUCGAUGACAAUGACGAAGGCGAAAGUGAGGCCCUCAUUGUCUCGCUCUUUGACGAGCGUGUGUUCACAGAUGCCAUGUCCAUGAUCUCGUACUGCAAGGAGUCGUACAACUUCGAUUUUCUCGCAACAAGAGACCGUUUGUCACUUGAUUUCUAUGGCUCAAUCAAGCUUAUCAACUUCAUUCGCUCGAGCGUUCGGGACGGCCAAUCUCUACCAAGCGAGAUAACAAUGGAACAGAUCCAGGAUGAUGUCUACCUCCGUCCUGUCCUGGAAGACGAUGCUCUCAUCAUAUCCUUGGACGACCUACCGCAAGAAAAUCAACAGAUUGUUGAUGGCGGGCGCUCCGAGGACUCUAUCACCGGCAGCAGUCGAGAAGAUGGCAAUCUGCGCAAGGCGAACGCCGAUUUGCAAGCUCAACUUGAUAGCUUAAGCCAGCAAUUUGCCAACUAUCGCCUAGCAGUUCAGCAGACACUGGACAAGCGCUGGGGGGUUGAUGGCGACGAUGAUUCUGGCGAAUCGUUGGUGACAACUCAAGCUAGCACAUCAAAGCCCCGUCAAGAUGACUCGGAAUACUACUGGGAGUCUUAUGCAUACCACGACAUUCACGAGACUAUGCUCAAGGAUGCAGUACGAACCGAUGCGUACCGAGACUUCAUCUACAACAACAAGCAUCUUAUUGCGGGCAAGGUAGUACUCGACAUUGGUUGCGGCACAGGAAUUUUGAGCAUGUUCUGCGCUAAAGCCGGAGCGAGGCAGGUCAUUGCCGUGGAUAAUUCGGCCAUCAUUGACAAGGCACGAGAGAACAUAUUCCGCAACGGACUUGAUGAUAAAAUUACGUGUCUUAGGGGACGAGUCGAGGAUGUCACUAUGCCAGUCGACAAGGUAGACAUUAUCGUCAGCGAGUGGAUGGGUUACUGUCUCCUAUACGAGGCCAUGCUGCCAAGCGUUAUCUGGGCUCGUGAUAGAUACCUCAAACCGGACGGUCUCCUGAUUCCUAGCCACGCCACGAUUUUUAUAGCUCCAGUGUCCGACUCCGAAUAUGUCUCAGACCACGUUGAUUUCUGGCAAGAUGUGUAUGGGUUCGAUAUGACGGCAAUGAAAUCCGGACUCUGCUCAGAUGUCCGCGUGGAACAUGUUCCAGAGAGCAUUGUCUGCGGAAGCCCCAGCACAGUCGCAUUCAACCUCUAUAAGACGACUGUGGCUGACCUCACAUUCAAAAUAGAUUGGCGAUCCACCAUCUCCUCAGACGUCGACGAAGUCGACGGGUUUCUCAUCUGGUUCGACAUGUAUUUUGCGCCUGAUCGCCAUGAUCCAGAUGAGCUCAUUGUUGCGCCGGCUAAGGAAUGGGCUGCGAAGAGGAAUGAUAGCAUUGCAUUCACUACCGGACCGAUGGGUAUCGAGACACAUUGGAAGCAGGGAUUGCUUUUGUAUGAACACGAUGACAGCUCUCCCAAGUUUAGAACCGGCGAGGAAAUCCAGGGAACAUUAUCAUUUUCCGUUCUGGAGGACCACGCCCGCGGCCUUUCUAUCCAAGUAGACUGGGAAACAUCACCAGGCAAUAGGCGCAGCCAGUCGUGGAAUUGCCGUUAA